UUGGAGCCAUGUCUCUGCUCUCAGUUAGACAAGUAUACCGGGGUUGAUGAGACUUGAAUAUAAGAUUCAGAAAACGUUGGAAGUGAUUUUUUAAAUAAUUAAAAAUGGAAGAAGCACCGCGAUUUCGGCCUCAACCAAAGGGGUUUGCUACGAAGGCUCUUCACACCGGGCAGGAUCCGGGACAAUGGAAGAGCCACUGUGUAGUGAUUCCUAUUACCAUGAGUGCUACAUUCGAACAACCCCUCCCCAAUGAAUUCGGUGAAUUCGCUUAUGGUCGAAUUGGAAACCCGACCCGAAAUGUUCUUGAAAAAUGUUUAGCUGAUCUGGAUGACGGCAAAUUUUGUGUUACCUUUUCAUCAGGUACAGGUGCAAUUAUGGCUGCAGCAUCCCUAGCGAAAACUAACGACCAUAUUAUUUGCAGUGGUGAUGUUUAUGGUGGCACAACUCACCUGCUGAGGAACCAUUGCGAACAAUAUGAAAUUGGAUUAGACAUCGUCGAUCCUACUGACUUGAAUAACCUGAAAAAGGCAAUGAAGAAGAAUACCAAGAUGGUACUCAUUGAAACGCCCUCCAAUCCGUUAAUGAAAGUCGUAGACAUCGCAGCUGUAUCGAAACUUCUGAAGAGUUUCAACAACCAAAACAUAAUAUUCGUUGUGGAUAACACCUUCCUCACCCCCUAUUUCCAACGCCCAUUAGAACUCGGAGCAGAUAUUGUCCUUUAUUCCUUAUCGAAGUAUAUGAACGGUCACACUGAUGUUAUAAUGGGAGCAGCAGUGACGAACUGCCCAAAGCUGGAGGAUAAACUGAAAUUUGCACAAUCUGCUAUUGGAAUUGCACCGUCACCAUUCGAUUGUUAUCAAGUGAACCGAAGUCUCAAGACCCUCGCACUACGGAUGGAAGCACACAGCAGGAACUCAUUGAUCGUUGCCCGAUUCCUUGAGAAUCAUCCCUUUGUUGAACGUGUCUUACAUCCAGGUCUACCAUCGCAUCCCCAGCAUGAGCUCACCCUCAAGCAGAGCUAUGGUCAUAGUGGCAUGAUGGCUUUCUACCUAAAGGGAAACAAGGAUAACACCGCUAAAUUCAUGAAGGCUCUUAAACUUUUCCUAGUUGCCGGCAGUUUAGGUGGACCAGAGAGUUUAGUUUCCAUUCCGGCAUCGUUAAGUCAUGCUUCUCUGACUGCGCAGGAAAGAGAGAAACUUGGAAUAACCGAUAAUUUGGUAAGGAUGUCGGUUGGAUUGGAGGACACAGAAUGUAUUAUCAGUGAUUUGGAUCAGGCUUUGAAGCUAUCACAGCAAUGACUAGUUCUCUGAGUUUUGAUCAGAAAUCUGCCGAACUGAAGAAGUGAGUCUGUUUUUAUCAAGUGAAAUAGAUUAAUUCAUUUAUUGUCAGUACAACGAUGGAAAAAAUAUGAAGUAAUUUUGA
Molecule: messenger RNA, 1422 nt
Organism: Hermetia illucens (black soldier fly)
Lineage: Eukaryota; Metazoa; Arthropoda; Insecta; Diptera; Stratiomyidae
Product: putative cystathionine gamma-lyase 2
Exons: 6
Coding region: 105-1298 (397 amino acids)
Biological process (GO): transsulfuration
Cellular component (GO): cytoplasm
Molecular function (GO): cystathionine gamma-lyase activity; pyridoxal phosphate binding
Source: RefSeq, a predicted model, not a curated record